AACAUUGUGGUAGUUAAAAAAAUUUGUUUUUUUUUAAUAAUUUCGCAGCUUUUAUUUUUUUGUUUUGCUUUUUGAAUUUUCUUAAAUUUAAAAGAAAAUAAUUUUUGAUAUUUUAAUUUAAAUAUUGAGAAAGUGAAAAGAAAGGUAUAUACUUAGCAGAAGAAAAGAAAAACAUAAAGAAAAAAAAAAAACAAACAGGUGAAAAGAAAAAUUCAUUAACUGUUAGAAAGGCUUAAUUUUUUUUUUCUUUUUGAUUUUUAACUUUCGAGAUAAGAUUUUUAAGUAAAGAAAAAAAAAAUACACUAACAAUAAUUAAAGAAAAUUAAGCGCGUGCAAUAUAAGAAAGUUGCAAGUCAAAUUGAACAAGAAAAUAGAAAGAAAGAAAGAGAAAAACAAAAAUUAAAAUCGCGAAAUCAAACGCUAAUAAAUUGUGUAAUUUGAAAGGUGCUGUCUGUGUACGUAGUACGUACAGGUAAAAGUAAAUAAAGAAAAGUUAAUUAAGAAAAUUAAUAAAAAAAAAAAUAAAGGAAUUUUGGUUUUUAGUGAAAAUUAAAGGAAGAUAAAAAGAAAUUAAAAAAGAAGAAAAAAAAUAUUAGAAAACUUUUUUUUUUCUAUUACAUGAAGUGAAAUUAUUUUUUUUUAUUUUUUUUUGAAUUUUAGGGAUUUUAAGUGGAAAAAUUUUCACGUUACACGAAUUUUCUUUAAAAAAAAAAAAGUGUUUUGGUUAAAUAACAUUUUCAUUUUUAUUUUUUUAUAAAAAUUUAAAAAAAAAAUUCAAUUUAAUCAUGGCUAGUAAAAUUUUAAUUUGUUUAAUGUUAACAUUAACAAUAACACAAUUAUGUUAUGGUUCAGCAAUUCCAAUGUGGGAAUUUUUAAGUCGUAAUGAAAAGAUGUCACAUCUAUAUUCAAUAUUUGCUAAACUUGUAAGUGAUUAUUGUAAAACAAGUUAUGAAGUUCGUAAUAUACCAGUUGCACAAUGUAAACGUGAUUUACUAACUUAUGCAUCAGAUAAAUUACAAGAAAUGCCUGAUACAAAUUUAGAUUUAUUGGAUCCAUAUCAAAGAGGUGCUAAUGAUUUAAUUUGGAAUACAAUUAUGAAAGAUCAUCCAAAUGUACAUCCAACAACAAAACGUCCACAAUAUAAUAUUUUACAAGGAUCUGGUAUAAUUGGUUCAUCAUCAUCAUCAUCAUCAAAUCAUAUUCAAACAAAUAUUAGUCCAACAACAUCAGCAUUAUCAAAUGAUGCAUCAAUUAUACUAUUUGGUAAUCAAAUAAAUGGUUAUCAAAAAAAUCCAUUAUUUGAUGGUAUUGAUAAUAGUGCAACAUCAUCAUUAUCUUCAAGUUCAACAAAUAUAAAUGGUAAUGGUACAUUCCCAUCAUCAUCAUCAUCAUCAUCAUAUGCAAUGGAAAUGGAUGCUGCAUAUGGUAAUUAUCAUAUACCAAAUAAUAAUAAUAAUAAACAACAACAAUAUCAACAACAGAAUAAUAAUAACAAUAACAUUAAUAAUAUUAAAGAUUCAUUAAUUAAUUCAUCUGGAAUAAUUGCAUCACCAUUAUUAUCAUCAAAUGUAAAUAAACAAAAUAAUAAUAAUUAUCAACAAAUUUAUCAAAUUUCUAAUACUGAAAUAUUACAUAAGCCAACGUCACAAAAUUACAUUGCAUCAGCAUUACAACAUCAACAACAACAACAUCAAAGUUUAAUUGAAACUUCAACAAAUUAUUUAAGUGGACCAUUGGUAAUACGUGUACGACCAGAUGGUACACCAGUUGAAGAGGAUAAAUAUAAGCCAUUACCACGUGAUGAUGAUAGAGAUUUUAUUAUUGGUAAUCAUCAAUUUAUUAGACGUCAAAAAAAUUUUAUUGUACCAACAUCUGAAUUUAUAGUCUAUCCUCAACAACAACAACAGCAACAACAAGAGCAAGAACAGAUUUUACAACAACAACAACAACAACAGCAAUAUCAAAGAUAUCAACAAAGAUUACGACGUCAAUAUAGAAACAGUAACAGUUUUAGAAAUAUACACAGAUAUUAAAUUUAAUAUGUACCUAUAUAUACACAUAUACCUAUGUUAAAAUGUAUAAUACAUGUAUGUGCAGGGUAAUACGAAAAUUAACGAUUAAUAAUGCAUGUCGAGAAUAUAGAAAUUAUGAUUUAGAUGAAAGCCCUAAUGGUGAAAAUUAAUUUUCCGUCUCCUUUUCAAGAAUAACUUUGGUGUAUUCUUUUCUUGUUAAAUUUAAAAUUACUUUCUAAAUAUGAAUAAUAUUUUUUUAGGCUAUAGCCUCAUUCUGCUUCUCAGUUCACUUAAAAACUUCAUUAUAAGGAUAUACGAUACUCAACCUCUUUCUACUCACCCUUUAUCUCCAUCCAGUGACAAGGAGGUGGCAUACAGAAUGCAGAAUGAGGCACAUAAACCUUCGAGCUUGAAAAGUUCAGCUCAUAUUUUUAAAUAUUUUAAUCUCUUCCUUGCUUUGUCAUAAUUAAUUUUUGAGAAGCCCUGUAGAUUUAUACGAUGAUAUCAAUAUAUUUUUCAAUUGUGUAUAAUUUUAUUACUAUAUAUGCUUACUUUAAUUUAGAUAUAUGUGUAUAUGUUGUAUUAUUGUUAAAAAAUAUAUUUUAUGAACAAUCAAAAAUACAGACAAAUAUUGUACAUAUAGAAUCAAAUCAAAAAAGAAAUUGUGAAUAGGAUAGGAAAACAUUGAUUUUUUUUUUCCUAUAUACACAUAUUUCUAAAAAAGGACAGUGAUGAUAAAUUGAAAACUGAUGUAAUCAAUUAGAAACAAUUUACAAUAGAUUAAAAUUAGGUCAACUUUGACUAUUAGUAAUAAAUUGUAUGAAUAAAGGCGAGUGUAGGUGUGUGUUUUGUUGUUGUUGUCUGAAUUUUGUUUUAUUGAUUAGAGUAAAAAAAUGUGUGAAUGUAAAAUUAAAAGGACACCUCAAUAUAAAUUUUUUUGUUUCUCUAUAUAGUCCUUAUGUUAUACAUUGGAGUAUGUUGAAAACAACAUUGAAAAUAUUGAUUUUUUAUAUUAUGUAUGUUAAAUAAUUAAAAAUAUUUUGCAAUUGUGUUUUGUUAUCAAUUAAAUUUUUUAUGCAGUUAUAAAAGCAGACAAUAGCCUAGAAUAUUUGAAGUUGAAGAAUAUUUUUUGACCUUUUCAAUUAUAUAAUUCAAAUAUGUAUUGUAUAAAUUGUAAUAAUUUUUAAAAUUAAUUAAUGAAUUGCUUACUACUUUAAUGAUUUUUUCAUAUAGUAUUUUGAAUAUAAAAGAAUUGUAAUAUUGGAUAAAAUUUUAGAGAUUUGUAUAAUUUUGAAAAUAUUUUGCUAUUUUAGUAUUCCUCUCUAUAUUUUCUAACAUACCGUAAUUAUAUGAA
Molecule: messenger RNA, 3366 nt
Organism: Condylostylus longicornis
Lineage: Eukaryota; Metazoa; Arthropoda; Insecta; Diptera; Dolichopodidae
Gene: Reg-5
Product: rhythmically expressed gene 5 protein
Exons: 3
Coding region: 786-2033 (415 amino acids)
Source: RefSeq, a predicted model, not a curated record